This is a messenger RNA of Parnassius apollo (apollo), 564 nucleotides long. NCBI's taxonomy places the organism in Eukaryota, Metazoa, Arthropoda, Insecta, Lepidoptera, Papilionidae. The record is from the annotation of a GenBank genome assembly.
AUGAGUCUGGAGAUUAAUGAGGUGAUUGGUGUUCAAUUUCCAAAAAUUCAGGAGCCUUCUCAGGAUAGAAGAGGAGAAGAAAAACUUACAGCUAGAAUGAGAGAGGAGCUGAAUGAGGUAGUUCAAGAUCAAUCUCCACAAAAUCAAGCACAAUCUCAGGCAAAUUUAAAUGAGGCUGGACCGAGCAGAAGAAGAAGUUCAGUAAAUACAGUACGUCGCGGGACUCCUCCACCAAAUGACACAAUUUGGGAAGAUACUGUCUCAAAUAUUGCUUCUAUUGACUUUAGAUCUCCAGAGAAAGGCCCGACAUUUGAAGUUCAUGAAAAUACCACGUGCGAGGAAGUAUUUGACUAUUUAUUUACCACAGAGAUGAUAGAGUAUUUGGUUGAACGAACAAAUUCCUAUGAAGCUGCUCUUACCAAAACAAAUAGGCCACAUACACGUCAUGCACGCAAUGCUGCCUUUCGAGCAACAAAUCCUGAAGAGAUGAAAAAAUUUUUAGGUCUUACUUUAUUAAAUGGUCACAUUCGUGUUCCACAACAAAGGAGACUUUUUUACAUAUGA